GGCGGCGGCGGCGGCGGCGGCGGUGGCGGCGGGGCUGGCCCGGUGUCCCCGCAGCACCACGAGCUGACCUCGCUCUUUGAGUGCCCGGUCUGCUUUGACUAUGUCCUGCCCCCCAUCCUGCAGUGCCAGGCCGGGCACCUGGUGUGUAACCAAUGCCGCCAGAAGUUGAGUUGCUGCCCGACGUGCAGGGGCGCCCUGACGCCCAGCAUCAGGAACCUUGCUAUGGAGAAGGUGGCCUCUGCAGUCCUGUUUCCCUGUAAGUAUGCCACCACGGGCUGUUCUCUGACCCUGCACCACACGGAGAAGCCAGAACAUGAAGACAUCUGUGAAUAUCGCCCCUACUCCUGCCCUUGUCCUGGUGCUUCCUGCAAGUGGCAGGGGUCCCUGGAAGCCGUGAUGUCCCAUCUCAUGCACGCCCACAAGAGCAUCACCACCCUUCAGGGAGAAGACAUCGUGUUUCUAGCUACGGACAUUAACCUGCCAGGGGCUGUCGACUGGGUGAUGAUGCAGUCAUGUUUUGGCCAUCACUUCAUGCUGGUGCUGGAGAAACAAGAGAAGUACGAAGGCCACCAGCAGUUCUUCGCCAUCGUUCUGCUCAUCGGCACCCGCAAGCAGGCCGAGAACUUUGCCUACAGGCUGGAAUUGAACGGGAACCGGCGGAGACUGACCUGGGAGGCCACGCCCCGGUCCAUCCACGACGGUGUGGCUGCAGCCAUCAUGAACAGCGACUGCCUGGUUUUUGACACAGCCAUAGCACAUCUUUUUGCAGAUAACGGGAACCUUGGGAUCAAUGUGACUAUUUCGACAUGUUGUCCAUGAUGCACCGAAAUUAUUUGGGCAUAGUGCUCUGUGGUUAAUAAAGUUUUUAUUGAUGUUUUAUUCACUAUGUCUUCACAAGUCAAAGUCCCCAGCUACCCCGUGGUCUGUUUGAACAGCAGCUUCCCAUCUGGCAUCAGCCCAGCAGAGUUCACUAAACCAGAAUGAAUGGGGUUAGCCUGUUGGUCAUUCGGAGGCUGUUCUGUGAGCUAAAAUCAACUCAGUUGUUAAAUUUUACUCCCUAAACAGCACUUGCAGGUUGCUCAGGGCUCCUGUAGACCAGUUUGUUAGAAACUGGAGGCUCUUUCCUGCCCACCUCCCUAUGUUGGUCUCUCCAAGUUGACAAAAGCACAGUGACUGUCAGCAGAUUAACUUUACUUUUAUCUUGUGCAUAAAGGGUAGGAAUUGUUUUAAUGCAUUUUAAACUGUUUCUCAAACUGGAAGGCUAACCAAUAUGCAGAGUCACCUGGAGUAAUCAUCUUAGACAUACAGAUUUGGAUUCUAUGAAUUUACCAAUCUCAUCAGAUGAUUCUUUUCAACAGUAAAGUUUGAGAAUGACUGGGUCAAAUUGUGGGUAAAGUCCAGAUUUUAAAGGUGCUUUAAGAUUGCCCAAUACUGAUACUGUUUGUCUUUCUGCUAUUUCAUCCCCCAAUAGUCCUCCACCCCCAAAUUUAAACCAGAACUACAGAUCCCCAGAGCACACUCCUAAGACUUGGUCCCUCUCUUGUGUUUGGGAUGGAUUGCCUAUGAAAGGGAGUUGUAUGGCCAUUGAUAGUUCUCACGUAAUUAGUUUUUGCUCAUCACUAAUACAGAUGACCUAUUUACAUGUGGCUUCCCUUGGAGGACCUCCUUGACUGUAGAUGGUGGGAUAGACUAGAUCAGAUCAGUAGAGCUGGGAAAUCUUUAUUACCAGUGUCAUAUGCUUGCUGUUUAAAGGUAUGGUUUUUGUUUUGUUUUGUUUUUUGCCACAUUCACUUUAGUUUUUUAAUAAAUAUUUUCCAAAAAUGAA
Messenger RNA from Pteropus alecto (black flying fox), 1825 nucleotides. It is a transcript of the gene SIAH2, whose product is annotated as siah E3 ubiquitin protein ligase 2. Gene Ontology annotation, cellular component: cytoplasm. Gene Ontology annotation, molecular function: ubiquitin protein ligase activity; zinc ion binding; ubiquitin conjugating enzyme binding. Lineage: Eukaryota; Metazoa; Chordata; Mammalia; Chiroptera; Pteropodidae. The annotation marks the transcript as partial. Gene Ontology annotation, biological process: proteasome-mediated ubiquitin-dependent protein catabolic process; multicellular organism development. The transcript has 2 exons. The record is from RefSeq and is a predicted model, not a curated record.